Messenger RNA from Paecilomyces variotii, 1119 nucleotides. RefSeq lists its product as hypothetical. The transcript is spliced from 3 exons. Lineage: Eukaryota; Fungi; Ascomycota; Eurotiomycetes; Eurotiales; Thermoascaceae. The record is from RefSeq and is a predicted model, not a curated record. The coding region runs from base 205 to 822 and encodes 205 amino acids.
CAUCACUUCGGGCCAACCACAACCAACUUGGACGGGCCCGUCUUUUCCCGCUGCGGAAGCUCUUGGAGUGCCAGGAUGAGAAACCACCUGAUCUUCGUUUCUCUUCUUUUCCUUCUCUCCCCCCUUCUACGAUCCUAAUCUCUAAUCCAAUUCCUCGUAAUCAGUCCUCCGCGACACUCUCCAGCUUCACAUUCAUCACACACAAUGGUUCUCCCACGCACUGCUGCCUUCCGCACCCUCUUCGCCUCCCGAUCCGCCCGGGCUGGAGCCCGCGCUAGCUCCCGGGUGAGCUCACGAUGCCAGCAGCUGGGACGACGAUCCUACGCCUCCCAGGGUGGCCACGGCGGCGAACAGAAGAGCAGUGACCUCCCAUGGGCUGUGGGUGCCGUUGCCAUCACAGUCCCUUCCGCCUACCUCCUGCUCAGCUCUGGUCCUGAGCUUCCUCACGGUCAUGAGAAGGAGCAGGUUCCCAAGAGUAUAGCAGAGCCCGAGGAGCCGAGGGAGGAGGCCAAGGAGGAGGCCGAGCCCGAAGCCCCCAAGGAAGAAGCCAAGGAGGAAGCCCCCGAGGGAGCCAAGGAGGAGGAGAAAGAGAAGCCCGCUGAGGACGAGAAGCCUUCUCAAUACGACCAGCCCGGGGCCGUUAAGAUGAUUGAUGGCGCGGGCAAGACUCCUGGCUCCAUUUCUGGAAAGCAGGAAGGCCUCGACAACGCAAACACCUCCAACCCUUUUACGACCGCUCCUGGCAAGAGUGAGAAGGUAGAGGGCGAUGUCGAGACUGCCAAGCUCAAGGGCUCCGUCGACCCCCAGCGCCCUGAGAAAUAAAGAAAUCAAGUCGGAGAAGACUAGACUAGCUAGCCUCCUGGCAAAAAACAUGAACGAGAUUAAACGUCUGGUUUACACCUCGCCUGAAAUGACCAGUCGACUGCACAUGUUCACGUCUAAUGUUUUAAGAUGAUGCAUAUCCUUGAGCUUGGUGUGGAUUGGAGCAAUUCGGCCGUGCAAUGUUUCUUUCCUUUUCCUCCUAUCUCCCCGUCGCGUGACGUGAUGUAAUAUACAAAGCUCGUUUUGUAGAAGUUGAAGAAUAUAUAGCGUCAAAAGAGGGUUUCUUUCGCCUGGAUA